Messenger RNA from Mytilinidion resinicola, 1358 nucleotides. Its product is annotated as phytanoyl-CoA dioxygenase. Lineage: Eukaryota; Fungi; Ascomycota; Dothideomycetes; Mytilinidiales; Mytilinidiaceae. The coding region runs from base 210 to 1220 and encodes 336 amino acids. The transcript has 2 exons. The record is from RefSeq and is a predicted model, not a curated record.
GACCCACCUGAUCAAGCUCGUUCGAACGUCACUUUGAUAGCCCGAAGAACUUUCCGGGGUCACACCAUUUUGCAGAAGCCUUGCCAAGCAGCAGAUACAUCCUACGCGAUAUGUAGCCGGAUUUAUAUACCCCACUAUACUACAUAACAGAUCGAGUUCGACAUCCAUCUUUCACGCAAACACGAUCAGAUCUCAACUUAUUCGUCAGCAUGGCGCCGAGCGCAAUCACUCCCCAAAGCUCGCCUAGACUCGUCGCAGCACCCAUUGCAAACGUUAUAUCGCCAAAAUACAACCACUGGCGAGCUGAUUUGCAGAAGGAUGGUUUCGCCGUAGUAAAGGGAGCUAUACCGAAAGAGCGAGCAGUGCAAUAUCAGGAGGACGCGUAUGCCUGGCUGAAGUCGUUCGGUACUGACCUCGACCUCAACAACCCCGAUACCUGGAUUAAGCAAAACCUACCUGUUCAAAGUAAAAUCAACACAUUCCACUCCUAUUGCGUCGCGCACGAGAAGUUUAUGUGGGAUGCGAGGAUGGAGUCUGGUGUGUUGGACGCAUUUGCAUUACUAUGGGGCACCGACGAACUACUAGCCAGCUUCGACAGUCUCAACAUCACCCUUCCCAAUCGCAAAGAUGUCCCCCGAAAGGCAGCAUGGGAGCACAUCGACCAGAGCCCUCUGAGACGCGGCCUUCAUUGCGUGCAGGGUAUCCUGAACCUCUCGCCAUCUGGACCAGAAGACGGAGGCUUAGUCGUAUACCCCGGCUCGCACGCCUUGAACGACGAAUUCUUCGACAACAACACUGACCAAUCUACCUGGACGUCUCUAGAUCGCUACUUGUUCGAAGAAGACCAGCUGGCGUGGUUUCGAGCUCGCGGAAUCGCGCCACUAAAGGUAUGCGCAGAGGUCGGCGACCUGAUACUAUGGGACAGCCGCACUGUUCACUACGGCGCCGAGCCGUCGGAGAAGAGCGAGCAGAUAAGGACAGUCAUCUAUACCGCGUAUACGCCCGCGAGGCUGGCGAGCCCAGAGCAGUUGGCACUCAAGGCACAGGCGUUCGAGAACUAUGGAGGAACGACACAUUGGCCCCACGAUAACGUCGUGCCCAGAGAUACAAAGACAUACUUGGAGGACGGUACGAGGGACCCCAAGGACCGAGAUCGGCCCUUGACCCUCCCGGAGAGGAGUGAUAAGUUGUUGAAGCUUGCGGGUGUCAAGCAUUAUUGACUUUGAUCUAAACGUCGUCAUAAGGGAAGCUUUCAUGUACAUACUACAAUCGCGACUUGAGCUGUAUUACCUCGUAGUAGAUCUAUGUACACUUAGUUACCGCUGUUUGAAGUGCCUCGAUGUGCUUCUACAAAUCAA